AUGGCAGAACCAAUUGACAAUACCGAGUCGACAUCUUCAGCACAUCUGAUCUUGUCACAUCAAAUUGAUCAACCCCCGACGAUCUCUGCUGAGUCUCUCGAUAUUUCAGAGCCUUCUGAACAGCCGGAAGCAACCACUCCAGCCCCUCUCAACAUGUCAGAAGCGAUGGACAUUGAACUUACUUCUUCCACAUCUCUCGAUAUUGCAAACCCAAUUGACAACCCCCAGACCUGUUCAGCACCCUCUAACGUCUCAGAAUCGGUCGACGACUCUGAACAAGUCACCUCAGCGCUUCCAAACAUCUCAGAACUAAGUGAUAAUGCGGAAGGAACCUCCCCGGCCCCUCUCACCCUCGUCGGAUCUACCGACGACACUGAAGCAUCACCUGCUUCUCUUGACGCCUCAGAGGCAAUUGAGAAUCCCGAAGCAACCUCCUCAGCUCCUCACAACGCAUCAGAACAAACUGACAAUCCAGAAACAACAGCUUCAAACGCACCUACCAUACCUCCAACAGACCACAUCGCUGAGCCUGACAAUACAAUCCUUCAAGAGACCCUUCGCGUCAUCCAAUCCAUCGAAGUUCCUCCAGUCCAAGCAACCAACCCAGAGACUGAAGAUACUUCCACCCAGACAACAUCACCUGGCUCCCUGUCCUUAAAUGCCACCCAAUCGGAAGUGCUCUCCGCAAUAGAAGCUAGAUCGAGCUCUACAACGCGCCUGUCAAGACGGCGUGCUUACGGAUCAGCACCUCCUGUUCCAGAUCCAAAAUGGCAUUACAAUGUCGCGAGAAUGGUGGCGUUGCUUUCUGUACACGAUGAUGGCUGGGAGCCUUUUGAAGCUAUUGAGCGGCUCCUACUCCAGCUUUAUCCUCAUGGACAUCAAACCCUCGAUGGCCUUGCGGACGAUAAAGAGAGAGUGCGUGAGUUCGGCCAAGACUAUCAUGAUGUUAUCGAGUGUUGGAAGUAUUUCCUGCAAGAAUACGAAACAAAGGUUGUGGAUGCCCGCCAUGGCCUCAUAGCGUCCUACAUUCUUCGUCUAGCCACUAGUUUUUGUAAGGAGAAUGGGGUCAGGGGCUUGAUUUGUGACGAGGAGAUGAGAGAGUUGCAACGUGAGGUUAGGAAGGCAUUCACGAAGCUGGAUGAGGAAUGUGUUCACCAGUACCAAAAGCGUGCCUUCACUCACAUGCGCGAAGUUAUAGACGCAUCGCCAUUCAGUGUCAUUAGCUUCACUGUCUGCGAACUCACCGACACGACGUACAGCCGGCGGAUCACGUACCCAAAUGAAGAUGCGUAUACAAGAAAUAGCCUUUGGACUCCGUCCACUCGCUCACGCCGUCAACCUCCAACCGCGCAGAUUGCUGACCGUGAGGGCUAUUCCGAUGAUGAUAUGGAUGAUAUUCUUGCAGGUGCGCAGACCGUUGUCGAGGAGGAGGAGAACGUGCCAGUUUGUUCUGAUGAUGAUGAUGACAAUGACCGAGAUUUUGAAGUUGGUUCUUUACAGAGAGAAAUUAGUGCCAUACGGGCAACGAUGGCUUCCUUACCAGCAUCAACAACAACAGAUUCCAAUGAGACUAGAGAGUCAGAGAGUAUGGCUCUUGGUGACCGGACCAGCGCUGAGCCGAUAAUUCAAAGUAUUCGGGUGGGCGUCGAGGAGCGGCUGCAUCGGAUAUUGAGAGAUUUGGAGGAGCUGAGGAGAAGCACCGGUCUGAUGGAGAGUAGAGUCGAGGAGCUGACUAGAAGAAACCAUGGGCUGGAGAGGCGAGUUCCAGAGUUACAUGAGUGGUUGUCGAGUCGCUACCCGCAUUAG
Molecule: messenger RNA, 1806 nt
Organism: Glarea lozoyensis ATCC 20868
Lineage: Eukaryota; Fungi; Ascomycota; Leotiomycetes; Helotiales; Helotiaceae
Exons: 5
Coding region: 1-1806 (601 amino acids)
Source: RefSeq, a predicted model, not a curated record